Molecule: messenger RNA, 1558 nt
Organism: Mitosporidium daphniae
Lineage: Eukaryota; Fungi; Microsporidia
Exons: 1
Source: RefSeq, a predicted model, not a curated record
UCGAUUGAAAAUUCCUUCCACAUUAUCAUUCCGGUACCUCUGUCAAAACCUGGUGAUUCAUACAAGUUUACUUUUCUCAAGGUCACUUGUAGAGAUCCAAAUUUCAACAUUGAAGGCCAUGAUCGAGAGGUCGACCUUGCCAUCGUCUAUUGGCUUAUCUUUUUAAGAUAUUACGACCAGGCUAUGGAAUACGUUUCCUUGUACACGAGCGUUGCUUUCCAACUUUCAGAGAUUGAAUUGGGUAUUUUGCGAAAUAUCCUCGAAAUCAAAUACCGCGAUCUCGAAUACAGUGUGACAAAAACCUGGGCAAACCAUCUGCUUGAUGAGAAUGGCAUCUUUUUCGAACGCUCUUUGAAUGAAGAGGAUGGGGUCAAAAAAAUUUCCGACAUUGCGAAUUUGAUUCCCAUUAUCCCAUUCAACCAUAAAAGGCUUCUUUUCUCCUUCCUUCCUAAUAUCACCGAAGACACGCACAUUUGGGCAUAUUCUAACAAGCUGAAAAUCGAUUCUGGUAUUGGAAACCCCGCAGAGUUCAAAGCAAACAUCCCCAGCCUUAAAAAUGCUAUCCAAGAUGAUGAAUAUCAAAAGUCUUAUUCUACACCUUGGAAAAUAAAACUGAAUCUUUUGGAGGCAAAUGAACAUUUUACUUUUUUCGAGUGCCUCAUUUUUCUAUAUGGCCUAGCUAAAUCCUCCAAAAAUUUAGCUGAUUUUAAGAGCAGGUUUAAUUCCGAAUAUCUCGAUUUUAUACGAUUCAAUUUUCAAACGAAUUAUGAUAGCCCGGAAAGUAAAUUUGCCUCCCUUUCUCGCGUCAUUUUUGCGGUUUUCAAUAAUUUUUCAGAUCAGAAAAAACUCUCGAUCUUCUUUUCUGAAUUGAAAAGAAACAUCUUUCCUCAAGAAGUGUUCGACAUUUAUCAAAAAUACAAGGGAUUCAAAUUGCCUCCUUCUUUUGAGCAAUUGAGGAAGAUUUCUCAGAAACUCCCAUCACCUCCUGCCGACUAUGAAAAUCUCCUAAACAUAACCAUGCAAAGGAACGCUCUUUCAUCUGAUUUCUUCAAGGCAAAUGCGAGCUUUACAUUCUUUAGUGAUGCUGCUUCCCUUGAACAGAAAUUGAAAUCAAUAGUGUCUACUGAGGAGUUUCUUUAUGGGUUUCCCCUGGGAGCCUUAAAAGACCCCAGGCUUGUCGCCCAAAUACUGCUAUGCGGGUCGGUUGAAGAACUCAAGACCUUGUUCACAGUUAGUUCUGAAAAGGUCCCAGAGCUGCUUGAUCUUUUGUGGUCCCAUUUCAUCACAUUCUUUUAUUGCAAAUCUUUUCCUCUGCAAAACAACACUUUUUGCCAGGCCUGGGUCCAGAAAAAACAAUCUUUUUCUCAGCAAGCAGGAGAAAUGCCUGGUCAAAAAUUACCGGUCACGCUGCAUGACAAGGUUUUCAUUCUUAUCGAGUUUUUCACGAAAUAUCCCUUGUAUGAAGAACAGAGGACCAUUAUGUCCACCAUUUUGGACAAGAUGAUGCACGGAGGGUCGUAUGUUGUGCAACAGGGCAUGGCUGGCGGAAAAACCACGC